Molecule: messenger RNA, 2466 nt
Organism: Homalodisca vitripennis (glassy-winged sharpshooter)
Lineage: Eukaryota; Metazoa; Arthropoda; Insecta; Hemiptera; Cicadellidae
Product: minor histocompatibility antigen H13
Exons: 9
Coding region: 100-1335 (411 amino acids)
Biological process (GO): membrane protein proteolysis
Cellular component (GO): lumenal side of endoplasmic reticulum membrane; membrane; cytoplasmic side of endoplasmic reticulum membrane
Molecular function (GO): aspartic endopeptidase activity, intramembrane cleaving
Source: RefSeq, a predicted model, not a curated record
UUCGUGUAGUCGUGUGCGUGUCGUAUCUUUUCUGCUCUUGUUGUUGACCCGUUGCUGUCGCACUUUCACGUUGUCCCUUACUAGAAAUCAAACCAAAACAUGGCAGACGUGGUGCAAGAUGUCGUGGCUAAUUUAACAGAAAAUAUAACGAACAGUAGUGCUAACGAAACCGGAAAAAUUCCAGCAACCCCGGAAGGAAUGGCAGUUGCAUACAGUAGUCUCAUUAUUAUGGCUCUUCUUCCCAUAUUCUUUGGGUCUUUCAGAUCUGUCAAACACCAUAAGGAACAAGCGGAAUCAGGAGAACAGCCUGAGACUAUGUCACAUAAAGACGCUGCCAUGUUUCCUUUAAUAGCUAGUGCCGCUUUGUUUGGUCUCUACAUUUUCUUUAAGCUGUUUUCUAAGGAAUAUAUCAACCUACUGUUAACAGGAUACUUUUUCUUCCUAGGAAUUUUUGCACUUUGUCAUCUUAUGAGUCCAUUGAUAAGCUCGCUGGUGCCUGCAGCAAUACCCAAUGUUCCAUUCCAUCUGCGCUUCACCAAGGGCAGCGGGGAGGAGCAAGAGUAUCUCGUAGACUACAACUUCACAUCACAUGAUCUAGUGUGUCUAGCCUGCUGCUCUGUUAUAGGAGCUUGGUACAUUGUUAAAAAGCACUGGAUAGCCAACAAUCUAUUUGGGAUUGCAUUUGCCAUAAAUGGUGUAGAAUUGCUCCAUCUCAACAAAGUUGUUACCGGCUGUAUUCUGCUGUGUGGACUUUUUGUUUACGAUAUCUUCUGGGUGUUUGGGACCAAUGUCAUGGUCACUGUCGCCAAGUCUUUUGAGGCACCAAUAAAAUUGGUGUUUCCUCAAGACCUGCUGGAGAGAGGUGUUGCUGCCAACAACUUUGCCAUGCUUGGGCUGGGAGACAUUGUCGUUCCUGGAAUUUUCAUAGCCCUGCUGUUACGAUUUGACCUCAGCUUGAAUCGUAACUCCAAAUUCUACUUCUAUGCAACAUUCAUUGCGUACUUCUUGGGGCUGGUGGCUACCAUUUUUGUAAUGCACAUGUUCAAACACGCACAACCAGCUUUGCUAUAUCUUGUACCCGCUUGUCUGGGCACACCUCUCUCUCUAGCUCUCAUUAAGGGGGACAUUGCAGCAAUGUUUCAAUAUGCUGACCAUCCUGAUGAAGAAUACGAUGAUAGUGAUGACCUUAACGAAAAUGUGGUUUUGGGCGAACCUGAUGACUCCAUGUACGAAGAUCAUCCUGAGAAAAAGAUUGACAGCAAAGAGCCUUCCACCACCCCUGCUACUACGACAACUUCCACGAAGGCUGCCAUUAAAGCGAAGAAAGACAAAUAAUACCCUUCAGUAUUGCCUUCCUGACUUAGCUUCCUUCCACACGCACAUACACUCUUGUACUUAUGUCCUCACGUCCUGUGAGGAGUGACUUUGUUUUCAUUUGGAGUAUUUGGAUGGACUUGGAUCUGUGCAUACUGAAUGAUGCUGUUUUGACUUUCAUCAUGACAUCUCUUUAGUUUUGGAUGCUUUAAAAUUCAAAGAUAUUUUUCAUUGCAUUUCUUUAAGUUAAAAAUUAAUUCUUUUUGUUAAAAACUAUAAAAAUUUUCAAAUAAUUUUAUUUGGUCAAUAUCUGUGUUAUGAUUUGUAUUAAAAUGUAAAUAAUUUUCUUAUGGUAACUUAUUUAAUAUAACAACUUUUUUAUAUUAUGGAAAUUGUAAUUCUUUUAAAAUUUCAACAUUUAUCUUCUAAAACAAUUCUUUCAGCUUCAACUGUCAUUUACCAGUUAUCUCUCUUUUAUUCUACUAACAACUGAUGAUUAUAAUUAAUUUACUAGAUGAAAACAAUUUCCUCAAUUCCAAACAUUCCACUAGGUUAGUUUUCAGUUUGUGUGCAAUAAGAGUAUUUUAAUGCAUAACACUUGUAUUAAACACCUAGGUCUGUUCAUGAGUGAUAGCCUUGAAACAGUUUUACACUUUCACUUCUGAAUAGUCAAAUGCAGUUUUUAUUUGUUAAUGAAACUGUUAUGUUUAACUUCAGAGAAAUUAUCUUUUCUUUCCAAAUACUUACAGAACAUCAUAAAGAUGAUACACAAUGCUGUUAUACUUAGUAAUUUAUUGAAGAAAAUAGACAAUAUUAUUUUUAGAAAUAUAACAGCUAAAAAAACUGAAGUGUGCCACAAACAUAAUUUCUUAUGUGCUUACAUAUAAAAUAUAAUUAUAGGUUUUUUUGGUAUAAAGUUCUACUUCAAAAAUAUAUUGGUGUAAAGACAAAUACAUUUAUGAAUAAUUUGAAAGGAGUGGCACAAGUCUUAUUUGUCACAUUGUGUGAUGUGUUUCGUGCCGAUUCUUGAGAAACUCAAUCUCUAUAUUCAAUUAAGGAUGAUAAAUAAUGCUGUGAGCUAUUUUUAUUGUAAAUACAUAAUGUAUUUUAUAAUUAUGUUGAAUUGAUUGUAAUAAACAAUUGAUUGCAGAA